This is a messenger RNA of Lottia gigantea (owl limpet), 714 nucleotides long. RefSeq lists its product as hypothetical. Gene Ontology annotation, biological process: regulation of Rho protein signal transduction. NCBI's taxonomy places the organism in Eukaryota, Metazoa, Mollusca, Gastropoda, Lottiidae. Gene Ontology annotation, cellular component: plasma membrane. The record is from RefSeq and is a predicted model, not a curated record. The transcript is spliced from 5 exons. The coding region runs from base 1 to 714 and encodes 237 amino acids.
AUGUAUUUUACGAAGUUGUACUGUUCUCUCAAGAUAACUAGUUCUAUAAAAGUCGGUCAAGCUCAUAUUCCAGCCGAGAGUGUAGAACUGACAGUUUAUCAUAUUACAGAGAGAACCUGUUGGUAUCUAACAACCUCUACGUUUAUUUACCAAUAUGAUGCUGUGUACUUUAUCGCACAGUUCCUAGUGGACAGUAUUUACUCUCCGUGUUCUCUACUCGAUCUCCAUCAAAUCUGGGAUAUUAAUCAAUCUGUUAUCAGUCUACAGGAUUUAAUAAAUUCAGAUAAAAAACUUACGACAGCUUUCCGUUCUAUUCCUGUAACUUCUGAUUGGAAUUUAUUAGGUCCAAUUAAAGAAGCAACCAAUCAAGAGAGAGAAACUUUGCUUCAUUUUUGUGGGCGAUUUGGACUUUAUUGUUUAGCGGAUUACCUGUUAAAUAAGCCAGGUGCGGAGGCUUGUGUUCGAUUACAAAAUAAAGACGGAUUUUCUCCAGUUGACGUAGCUGUUAAUUGUGGAUAUCAAAACAUUGCUCAACUUUUUACACAGUCAGAGGUUUGUAAGAAUCUCUGUUAUAUUAUUUUGGAGGUCAGAGGUUUGUUAGAAUCUUUGUUAUAUUAUUUUGGAGGUCAGAGGUUUGUAAGAAUCUUUGUUAUAUUAUUUUGGAGGUCAGAGGUUUAUAAUUAUCUUGUGUUGGCCUUGUGGCAUUCCGAAUGA